GUAGAUACAUACAAACAUGAUUCAUUAAAUUCUCACUAAUCUCCUUCAAUCUCAAUUUCUCAACAAAUUCCUCCCCCAAGAAUCAAAUCAAAAUACAAAAAAUACUCUUGUGGAAUGAUUGAGAGAGAUAAAUAGGCCAUGCAUGAAUCGUUGUUGUGAAAUUGUUGAUUUUGUUGAGAAAACAAAGAAUCUGUUGGUAGAUGAAAUCAAUGGCGACUUCUUCUUCUUCCUCCUCCAAAGCCUCGCUCUCCCCGCAUCACCCUCCCCACUUCACUCCGAUUGAAGAGGGCAACGAGGAAGAGGAAUUCUCGCAGGGGAGGAUGAGUUACAGAGCAACUCCGGCCAGCAGCGACUACACGCACUUCCCGACGCCGCUGAAUUCCGAGAAGAGCCGCCGCAGCAGCAGCAGCAAAACCUGCUCGUCAUCGGCGAAGAAGAGCGAUGAGACGAGCGGCGUGUCGUGCAACAAGUGCAGGCCUAGCAAUAGGGAGAGGUUGUCGGUUGUUCCGUUGGAGGGCAGCAACAACCACCACAGGCUUUCGAUGGCUAGCCCCAACGGCAUUUUCAAAUCUGUUUUAGCCUCUCUCGCGCUCAAGAAGAGCCCUAAGUCGUCGGAUUCGUCGUCGUCGCGGGAGGAGCACUGGAAGAUCGCCGUGGCGGAGCUCUCCAAUAAGCUAAUCCAGGCCAGCCGGCGCCGCGAUGAGGCCGUUCUAGAAGCUUCCAAGCUCAAGUACUCCAUGGCCGAGCUCGAGAAGAAGCUCAACAAGCUCGAAAUCUACUGCCACAGCCUGAAAUCCGAGCUCGAAACCUGCAAUUUUAACGGCAGCAAUGAGCAGCACCGAAAAUCGAUGAAUUACAAGCAAAUCAAAGUCGGGGAUGAGUCUAAAGUGAUCGAGCAUUUCUUGGUGUCGGUUUCGGAGACGAGGACGUCGGUCCGUUUCUUGGGCCGGGCCCUGGGCCUUCAGCUCCGACAGAUGGGCCCGAAAGUCUACGACCGGAUCGCUAUGCUUCUGCAGCCUUACGACAUCAAGAUUUCCAUCUCCAGGAACCCUCGGGCCCUUGUGUUGUACCUCGAGGCCUUGCUCAACAGAGCAUUCUUCGAGGAUUUCGAGUCGCCCGGGUUCCACAAGAGCGGCCCGAGCCCGAUUCUGAACCCCAUCGACCGCUGCGAAUCCAACUUUGCCAUGUUCAGCCGGCUGCAGGAGCUCACGUGGGAGGAGGUCCUCAACAAAGGGACCAGGCAUUUCAGUGAGGAUUUCAGCAAGUUCUGCGACCGCAAGAUGAGCGACAUUGUGGCUCUGUUGGGCUGGAAUCGGGCCUGGCCUGAACCCCUCUUGCAGGCCUUUUUCGUAGCCUCCAAGGCCGUGUGGCUCGUCCACCUCUUGGCUAACUCGUUGCACCCGGGGCUGCCCAUUUUCCGGGUCGAUAAGGGGGUCCGGUUCGACCCCGUGUACAUGGAGGAUAUGGGCGGGGACAAGGCUAGGAAACUCGUCCCCGCCAUGGUUCGCAUCAUGGUCACACCCGGUUUCUAUGUGUACGAUAACGUCGUUAAGUGCAAGGUGCUAUGUAGGUAUUACAAUAACAACAACAACAACAACAACAACAACAACAACAACAACGGGGUUACUGGUAGCCAUAUGUUGGACGCGGGCUUCACCCCAUCCCCGUCGUAGCCUAUCAAUCGAACCAAAUCCAAUAGGGAAAAGCUAUGUAACAUUUGUCUCCAUAUCUUGUGUCGAUUAGUGAAAAGCUGGGAUUUGGACAAUGAGCAUAUUUUGAAAUUGGAGGGGAAUACCGAGAAGUAGUUUUUGAUUGUUGAUACAAUUUGCAAGUGGAAAGUAAAAUGUUUGGAGUUAUGUUAUUGUUUGUUGUGUAUUGACUCGUUAGUUGGUCAA
Messenger RNA from Salvia hispanica, 1895 nucleotides. Its product is annotated as cyclin-dependent kinase-like protein. NCBI's taxonomy places the organism in Eukaryota, Viridiplantae, Streptophyta, Magnoliopsida, Lamiales, Lamiaceae. The record is from RefSeq and is a predicted model, not a curated record.